AAUUAAUUUGCAUCUUUUAGCCUUUGGUUGCAUAACUUAGUCUUUAACAUAACUCAUUCACUCACUACUCAUUGCCAAUGGAUUCUUGUCCUCCAAGAGACAACCGGAGGCCGAUGUUCAAAUCAAAAACACCCCGUUUUUUCAAGAUUAUUCUUGAUGAACAUGCAAAAUUUUACAUUCCAAGAAAAUUUGUCAGACUCUACGGAAACGAUCUGUCGAGUUCAGUAGUCCUGAAAGUUCCAACCGGUGCAAAAUGGAAACUAGAAUUAGUCAAAUCUGAUGGUGAGAUUUGGUUCCAGGAGGGCUGGCCGGAGUUUGUCAAGUUUUACUCUAUAGCUUACGGGUUCUUUCUAGUUUUUGAAUGCACUCAAACAAAUUCUGAAUUCAAUGUAAUUAUAUUUGAUAAGAGUGCUUUAGAAAUAGAUUAUCCCUUAGGGAUCUCCAACAGAAACAAUCAAAAAUCUAAUCGUGAACAAGAGAUUCGUCAAGAAACUGAAAUCUUGAAUCCUAAACCAAAAGGGAAAUCACCAAUUUUAUUUCCUCAGCCUCCUAAUAAGAAAAUAAGGCUUAAGGAGUCCACAGGAAAUAGAGCACAAACAUUGACACCUCAGGAAAAAGCUGAAGCAAUCAAAAGAGCAGCUUCUGAUUUUAAAUCUGAAAAUCCUUACUUUAUGGUUGUAAUGCAGCCAAGUUUUCUUCACUGUGGUGAUAAUUAUAGACUGAGUAUACCAGCAAGCUUUGUAAAGGAAUAUUUCCACAAGAAACAAGGCAGUGCUAUGCUUAGUACUAUUGAUGGGAAUUUAUGGGCUGUUGAGUAUAAUCAUUACGUCUCCAGUGGUUUUUGGGUAGCAAAAAUCAAUCGAGGUUGGAAAGAAUUUGCAAUCGGAAAUCAUUUGGAAAUUGGUGAUGUUUGCGUCUUUGAACUGAUCGAUGACACUAAUACUACAUUGAAAGUCGCCAUUUUUCGACGUAUCAAAGAACCUACUGGGAGCCCAUCACUUCGAAACGACAAGAAAAUGAAAGAUGAAGAGAAUUUUGGCGAUGAGAAGACUGUCCAAAGGCAUUUAUGCUCAAAUUUUUCUAAAGCUGUUGAAGCUGCCAACAAAUUUACAUCCGUGAAUCCGUUCUUCAAAGCGAAUAUAUCAUCUGGCGCUAGCAUAGUGUAUGUGCCAUCUGAAUUUGUGAUGAAAUGCAGCAAGAAAAGAACAGUAUGGUUACAAAUUGGGCACAAAAAGUGGGCUGUCAAAUUAAUUAUCAACCAUUCAUCUUAUCGUAAGGGUUGUUUGUCUGCAGGAUUCAGUUUAUUUGCAAACGAAAAUUGUCUGAAAGCAGGAGAUGUUUGCAUUUUUGAGUUGAUCAAUUCUGAAUUGCUUCUGCUCAAAGUAACCGUUUUCAGAAAUACUGUGGAGUAACUUCUUGAAUACCUCCUUUUUGUAGUGAGGAAGAGAUUUAACUCUACUAAUUCCCACUAAUUUGUAUUAAUUUAUAUGCUGAAACGGAUUUGGUAAUGCUAAUCAGCUCUAUGGUUCUGUAAUUA
Messenger RNA from Mercurialis annua (annual mercury), 1537 nucleotides. RefSeq names its product B3 domain-containing transcription factor VRN1-like. The transcript has 6 exons. Gene Ontology annotation, molecular function: DNA binding. Lineage: Eukaryota; Viridiplantae; Streptophyta; Magnoliopsida; Malpighiales; Euphorbiaceae. The coding region runs from base 78 to 1412 and encodes 444 amino acids. The record is from RefSeq and is a predicted model, not a curated record.